Molecule: messenger RNA, 842 nt
Organism: Hypoxylon sp. CO27-5
Lineage: Eukaryota; Fungi; Ascomycota; Sordariomycetes; Xylariales; Hypoxylaceae
Source: the annotation of a GenBank genome assembly
AUGGCGUCGGCUAAUACGGUUCGACCAAAACGACCCAUUAGAAUAUGUAAUACAGCCGGUGCUAUCGGCGACAGUAUCGACCAGGUAUACGUACCAACUCGCCAAAUCCAGGGAGGUGGACGCGAUAACCGCCGACUACCUAGCCGAGUUCAAUAUUGCGUGGAAAGCCAUUGAGCUCCAGAACCACCCUGAUCUGGGCUUCGAGCCUAACUUUUUGGAACAGUUGGCAUGGGAAGACGGCGAGGCCGCCAGACUACUGGCUGAAAAUCGCAUCAAGGUCGUCCACGAUGGAGGCGCAUUGAAUCCGAUAGGUUUAGCUACCAAGGUAGACUCGUACUUCAAGAGACUCGGGUUGCAUGAUGUUCGAGUUGCGGCAGUGACUGGCGACGAUGUUACCGAAUAUCUGAUUAGGGGUGAUUUUGGCGACUCAAGACAUUUGGAUCAGCAGAACGUAGUUCUUGAUCAGGGCCAAGGGAAGAUAUUGGUAGCCAACGCGUAUACCGGACAAGCUAGUAUUGUGCGCGCCCUCGAGGAAGGCGCCGAUAUUAUCAUUAACAAUAGAUACAUGUAAAGACCAGCUGCUAUACGAGAUUCAAGGACCUAUAUACCUUAACCCCGAUGUUGUCGCCAAUAUCGAAGAAGCCCGCCUCGAAGAGGUCGGCAAAGAUAGGGUACUUUUGACCGGAAUUCGAGGCGCCUCCAACCGCUAAGCUUGCUGUCUGCCUCCAAGGUGGGUGGCAAGCAGAACUAUCUGGAUUUUGUGCUGGACUCGACACCGACUUUAAGUUUCAACUCAUGAAAGACCAGGUGAUGCGACAGAUCAACCCAGCCGAUUUCACUAC